This is a messenger RNA of Castor canadensis (American beaver), 2556 nucleotides long. RefSeq names its product coiled-coil domain containing 87 (gene Ccdc87). The record is from RefSeq and is a predicted model, not a curated record. Lineage: Eukaryota; Metazoa; Chordata; Mammalia; Rodentia; Castoridae.
AUGGAGCCCCAGAGGCAAGAGCCUGAAUUCCAGCGGUUUUACCACCGGUUACUGAGUCCGCUGUCACUGUUCCCCCGCAGGACACCGCCUCCAGAGCUUCCGAAGCGCCGCCCUCCCGAGGGUCGGAAAUUAGAGUCCGUACCGCUAGCGAAGCUGCGGGUGGCACCGCUGUGCCGCAAUGUAGCCAGGCUGCUGGCCAGCAGCGGACUGGCAGCGCGGGUGUCUCCCAAGGACCGGCUACGUCUCACGGAGGUCAUCCUAGACGAGCUAAAGUGCAGCUGGCAGGAGCCUCCUAGCGAACCUAGUCUGAGCUACGGGAACAACCUGAAGCUGCGGAAGCGCCUCGAGUCCUACGUGCUGCUCUGCUGCGAGCAGCUCUUCUUACGCUACUUGCACCUGCUAGUGACCAUGUCGACCUCCAAAGCGGUCUUCACUGAGUCAGCCACCCUCACCCGGUUGGCUGCCAGCCUUGCCAGGGACUGCACAGUCUUCCUCACCAGUCCCGCCGUCUACCGUGCCCUGCUCGCAGAUUUCCAGGCCCUGUUGAACCUGCAGCCCACGCAGAAAGGCGUGACCAGGCUGCGCCCUACUUGUCCCCCCGGAACUUUCAAGUUCUGUCCCAUCCCCUGGCCGCACAGCAUCGGCUUUGCCCAAGUGCCAUGUUCCAGCCUCAACCUGACCUAUCUCAUCCAUCUCAGUCGCCCAUCAGAGUUUUUCAUUGAGCCCAAACUGGAUCCCGUAAAGGAACUGAAGUCCAUUCCCAAGCUCAAGGGUAGAAAGCCUCUCCGUUGGCUGCCCUCCAUAAGAAAGGAGAAAGAAAUCGACUUCGAUUCCUCACAGGUGCCACUGCCUAGUCAUUCCGUAACUCCCACCAGUGAGUCUUCUGACUUCCUCCCUUCACGUGUCUUCUCCUGGCUCCAGAGAGGCCAGUCCAUGCCCUCUCUGUGUGAGGGCUGGAAACUAGCAGAUGAGAUGGGCCUCCCUCCACUCCCCUCUCGCCCCUUAACUCCCCUGAUUUUAGCUGCAGAAAGCAAACCAGAGUUGACUGAAGACAUUGUGGCUGAGGAUCUGAAGCAGAAGAUGAAGAAGUUGAACUCCGAGUGGAGGCGCCGCUCACCAGUAGACUCAGGCCUCCCUCCGCUCUUGGGAGUCCUGACCCACAGCAUUGCUGCAGAGCAACGCAUGAAGGAGCUACACAGAACUCUGAAGAACCUCCAGGAGGAAGAGGCCUCUGGGCUGUGGGAUCUCCAGCCCCCCAAAUCCUGUCCACUUCAACCACAACCAGCGACCAUUACUUUGAAGCUAAGGAAUCAAGUCGUGGUCCAAGUAGCUACUAUGAUGCUUUCUGAUAGAAACUUUUUGGACUCUUUCCAUGUCGAGGGUGCUGGAGUCCUGUACAACCACCUGAAUGGUGAACUAGACUCCAAAGUCAUUGAAGAUAUGGAUAUUGAUCGCUUCAUUGGCAGUAGCACCACGGAGAUCUACAAGGAGUUGAUGAGCUGUGUCUCUGCUAACCACUUCCGUUUUGACCAAGGAUCCUUGAUUGAGCCUACAGCAGAUGAAGACUGGUCAUCCAUCAUGUCCUCAGCCCUUCUACGCAAAGAAAAACAGUUUCACAUCAUCAACCCUGAUCUGACUGGGUUUUAUUCCCAGAGAACAAACACUCAGCAGUCCAAUCCUGAGAUGUCUUCUCCUGUAUUACUCCACCCGAGCAAAAGCUGGGAGAAGCAAGCAAACAAAACCUCAUGGCUGACUUGGUGGAAAAACACGGUGUCCGUGGAUGAUUAUUUCAACUAUCUCUCUAGCCAGGAGACAGAUUACCUCCAUGUCAUUUUCCACAUGUAUGAAGAAGAGGUUCCUGUGGAGGUGCUGGUCCCAGUCAAAGAUUCCCUAGAGAUUCCACGUCCUCCUCCCUUGUUGGAAGAUGAGGAACCAGAUUUUGUGCCAGGAGAGUGGGAUUGGAGCACAGUAAUGGACCACAGGCUAGAAACCAGAAAAAUCCACAUCCAGAGCCUGCAGAAAUGUCUGGAACGAUUGUGGUCCAUGUUUGAAGUCCCUGACAAGGGCCGGCUAGACAUGGUCAUCAAGUAUAGCUCUAAUGCCCGCUUGCAGCAGCUGCCAGUAUUGGUGAAGGCCUGGGAGCGAGUCCUGAAGCCCAUUCAGAUGCGGGAGAUGUUGCUGGGGAGACUGGAGUGGUUUGAGCGACAAGCCUCUGACCCCAACCGCUUCUUCCAGAAGACUGACUUGAGUCUCAGUCGCUUCCUGGAGGAGAGUCAGUUCCGCAGCCAGCUCCACAGGAAGCUCCAUCUAGUAGAGGCUCCUUUGGUUAAGCUCCUGGAGGAGAUUGAGUUAAUCUUUGGGGAGCCAGUGACCUUUAAGGGGAGGCGCUACCUGGACAAGAUGAAGCAGGACAGAGUGGAGAUGCUGUACUGGCUCCAACAGCAGCGACGGAUGCGACACCUGAUCUGGGCCCAGAAGGGUUCCCGCCACUCAUUCCUGUUCGGAAGGCGCAGCGGCUGGUCUUUAAUAGUCCCUGGGAAUACUCCCACUACCUAA